This is a messenger RNA of Drosophila persimilis, 706 nucleotides long. RefSeq lists its product as uncharacterized. The transcript has a single exon. The record is from RefSeq and is a predicted model, not a curated record. NCBI's taxonomy places the organism in Eukaryota, Metazoa, Arthropoda, Insecta, Diptera, Drosophilidae. Bases 18 to 635 code for a protein of 205 amino acids.
AAAUUUCCAGUUCGAAAAUGAUGAAAAACAAUUUACUUUUGGACACGCUGCAUGCGGUCGAACAGGUGGAGGUAUCCUUCGACCAGACCCUGCGCACGAUCAGCGAAAUCAAUCAUCGGUACGAACUGGUCACGACCCUCAAGAAGGGCUCCGCCCGCGGCCGGGAUGCGUACGAGCGGGAGAUCCAGGCAGCCAUCACGGACUCCACCGCCCGCCCGAAAGUCCCCGCCAAGAAGGGCAGGAAGAAGAAAGCCACGCCCCCGAAGAGAAUCAAAAAGUGGAGGACAGUCAGCGCCAGCUUCGAGUGCCUGAGCGAGCAGGAGGACGAGCUGGAGGAGGGCCCCGCUCCACAGAUGGACCUGGAAGUACCGUACAGCAUGUACAUGCAGGCCAGUGGCACACAGUUCUACCACAUCGAGUGCAACUGCAACAUUGUGGUGCCCAAGAAGACCUACAAGGAGCGCAUCGAGCGACUGCAUCGGGCGGCGCAGCAGAAGUUGCAACAGCAGUGCCAGGCGUUCAGCAAUCGGUGCGUCAACCCAGAGCCCCAGAGCCCAGAGCAGGACGAAGACCUUCGGAAUUGCUGCAGCUAUUGCUGUCCGUAUUGCUGUUGCAACUGUUGCGAGUUCUACUGACAAAUUCCCAAAUGUACCCCCACAAAUCUUAUGUUAAACUUUUCUGAAUAGUUGGAUUUUCUUUUCAUUUU